This is a messenger RNA of Hevea brasiliensis (rubber tree), 1770 nucleotides long. RefSeq lists its product as uncharacterized. The record is from RefSeq and is a predicted model, not a curated record. The transcript has a single exon. The coding region runs from base 100 to 1662 and encodes 520 amino acids. NCBI's taxonomy places the organism in Eukaryota, Viridiplantae, Streptophyta, Magnoliopsida, Malpighiales, Euphorbiaceae.
UUAGAAGCGAAAAAGAAAAAGCUCAGCAUCACAGAGUCACAAGCUUUGCCCAGUAGUGAGCACCAGUCCACCAUACCGAAAGCGCAGAGAAAGAGAGAAAUGGGAAUCACAGCCAAGUCCAAGGCCAAGAGUAGCUACGAAAAUUGGGGCAUGGGAUUACUCUUCGUUUUCUUCCCUGAAGAUAACUCCGCCUCCGCCGCCGCCGCCCCCACCACCACUUCCACCGCCAUUGUCGAUAAAGCUAGUCCCUCUUCAAGCCCCAGUAGUAGCAGCAAAACCAUCAAAAGAACCAACUCCAAUAGCCCCAUCCUCACAAAAGCUCAAUCCACCAUCUCUAUUUGUGCUCUUCUACUCUUCCUCACCCUCCUCCUCUUCACUCUCUCCACCUUCGAACCCACGAUCCCCAAUCCCACCACCACCAUUAAAACUCCUCGUAGAUUUCUCUCAGAUAACGCUCCUAACAAGUUCAUCAAGACCCACCAGGCAAAAUCCAAAUUUUCUUGGUUUUACAGCAUUUGGACAAGCCGAUAUCAACCUAGAAAUGGUCGUAAAAGAAGUGAAUUUCUCUCUUCUUUUGCUUUACAGGGAAUGGGCAAGCUCUAUAACCGUGGAACCAGAGCCAUGAGUGAUCUUAUUGUUGGUCAUGUAGUGGAAGACACCAAUGAAGAUGAGUUCAGGCUUUUCUUGAGACUAUUGCAUAGGUCGGGUCUCACAGCCAGAGCUGAUUUAGUUUUCAUAUUCGGUUCUUCCUCAUCUGCAUCAAGAUUUGAAGCUUUGAUUCAAGAAGAGAGCGACUCGUUCUUGAAACUCGUUCGUCAAUACAUAGAAUUGAACAACACGAGUCAUGACUCAGUGUCGGUGCCUCCGUUGAGAUUUGACGUGACUCAGUUUGUGAAGCGUGGGAAGAAGGAACUGGGAGAGCCUCUAUGGGGGAAAAGAAUUCGGGUUAAUGGUUACAAUGACUCGGAAGAAAGUGAAGGUAAGUCGACUCAGUUCAGUUACGGGUCAGUAGUAGGUUUUGAAGCGAGUGAGCUUGAUCCAGAGAACUCGCUUUCUGGGUUCUUAGACCAUGUACCAAUGAGUUUGAGAAGAUGGGCUUGUUAUCCAAUGUUGCUCGGUCGAGUUAGGAGAAAUUUUAAGCACAUGAUGUUAGUGGACGUGAAAAAGCUGGUAUUACUCAGUGAUCCACUCGGCCUAGUCAGGAAUCAGAGUCCAGAGUCAGUGUACAUAUCAACAAAACAACAAACUACCAGCUCAACAAAGCAUGGCAAAAGGAACAACAACUCAGACAAAACCCAGUCUCAAUCUCCAGUUAACUCAGCGAUUUUGAUGGGAGGAACUCAGGGAACUCGCCGGUUUUCAAAAGCAAUGCUAACCGAAAUCGUCCGAGCUGCCAUGCAACACAAGAAGAAGAACUCAAUAACCGAGUCUGCAAUUUUGGGUCAACUAGUGAGCAAUGUGCACAUAUUGAAGAACAUAAAUUUGAUAAAAUCUACCGAGUCAAUCACAGAAGCGAGUAAACUCAAUGAGUCAAACUCAUCAAGCAAGUGGGGUAAUUAUAGAAUAAUCCAAAGAGGUAAUGAUAAUUAUGAUCUUAAUUCAAUCAUUAUGAAGCACAUAUGUUCAUGGGAAGUAGAUUCUGGUGUUUAUAGAGACUGCUAGCAAGGAAAUCAGAAAAAAAAAAUAAAGGAAAAUAGAAUUUGAGAGGAAAAAAAAUAAGGGAAAUAGAGGAUUUGUUGUUUCUAUAAAUAGUUGUUUUUAUUUAUUUAA